Messenger RNA from Ipomoea triloba (trilobed morning glory), 776 nucleotides. Its product is annotated as serine carboxypeptidase-like 10. The coding region runs from base 119 to 679 and encodes 186 amino acids. The record is from RefSeq and is a predicted model, not a curated record. The transcript is spliced from 6 exons. Lineage: Eukaryota; Viridiplantae; Streptophyta; Magnoliopsida; Solanales; Convolvulaceae. Gene Ontology annotation, biological process: proteolysis; secondary metabolic process. Gene Ontology annotation, molecular function: serine-type carboxypeptidase activity; acyltransferase activity, transferring groups other than amino-acyl groups.
UUGUAAAGGAGAAGCAUAUCGAGCCAUAGGAUCGGAUUAUAACAUAAAUCCAGACAAUGUGAAGUGUUUCGACGACGUUAAUACUUUUGUGCAGUUGACUAGCAAUAUUCAAAGUGGUAUGAUUUUAGAUCCCAGUUGUGAAGAAGUUCAAAUGUUCAAGAAUCGAUUCACUCACAGGAGAUUUCUUGACGAAAAACUUACAAAUCUCGUGAGCUUUAAUUCAGUUUCUCCAAAGAAAUGUCGAGAGUAUUUGUAUGAUCUGUCAAAUUAUUGGGCGAAUGAUGAGAAAGUUCAAGAGGCCCUCCAUGUGCAAAAGGGUAGCAUUGGGGAAUGGGAAAGAUGCAGCCAAGAUUUGGACUAUAUUAACAAGAUUGAUAACGCAAUUCCAUACCAUGUAAAUCUCAGUGCUAAAGGUUAUAGGUCGCUGGUUUACAGUGGAGACCAUGAUAUGAGUAUACCUUUCCAAUCGACACAAGCAUGGAUUCGAUCUCUAAAUUACUCUAUUAUUGAUGAUUGGCGACCAUGGAAUGUUGAAGGUCAAGUUGCCGGGUACACAAGGACUUACUCGAAUAAGAUGACAUUUGCAACUGUGAAAGGAGCAGGCCAUAUCGCUCCUGAGUUUAAACCUUCUGAAUGCCAAGCUAUGAUAAGCAAGUGGUUUUCUUACCGUCUACUCUAAUCAACCUACGAAUUAAUGCUCUAUCAUUAUUAGUCUCUUUAGUUUCCUAUCAUUAUUAAGAGUUUGUUUUUUGUAUUUUUGUUUGGAUGACAAGGGA